AAGUUCCCCACCACCGUCACGCCCUCGCUCGCCAUCGCUUUCAACGACGCCGAGCACGUCGCCCAUGCGCCAUGGACAUACCAGUGCCCCGUCCGCCGCCAUCCAACCGACGGCUAGUCGGCCAGCCCCUCCUCUACUCUAUCUCCGUCUUCGCCUCUCUCGGCGUAUUCUUGUUCGGAUAUGAUCAAGGUGUCAUGUCCGGGAUCAUCACUGGUCCCCACUUUCGAACUUUCUUCAAUGCUCCCGGUCCCGUACAGCGGGGGACUAUGGUCGCAGUCCUCGAGAUUGGUGCUUUCAUCACCUCUCUAGCCGCCGGUCGCAUCGGCGAUUCGAUAGGACGAAGAGGAACACUCUUCAGUGGAGCCGUCGUCUUCGCACUGGGCGGCGCUCUUCAGACGUUCACCAACGGUUUCAACAUGAUGUGUGCAGGCCGUAUCGUCAGUGGCUUUGGUGUCGGUUUGCUCUCAACGAUCGUGCCUAUAUACCAGAGUGAAAUCUCGCCGCCCAAUCAUCGAGGUGCACUGGCAUGCAUGGAAUUUACGGGCAACAUCUUCGGUUAUGCCUCCUCCGUGUGGAUUGACUACUUUUGCUCAUUCAUGGACUCCGACCUCGCCUGGCGCGUACCUCUCUUUAUCCAAUGCAUCAUUGGAGCCAUUCUCGCCGCCGGUUCGCUAGUCAUGCCGGAGAGCCCUCGGUGGCUUAUUGACGUUGACCGUGACGCUGAGGGAAUGCAAGUUCUCGCGGACCUUCACGGGGGAGACCCAGAAGAUCUUAUUGCAAAAGCCGAGUAUCAGGAAAUCAAGGACAGAGUCCUACUUGAGCGUGAAUCUGGCGAAGCACGGUCGUAUACCGUUAUGUGGCAAAAGUAUAAGCGUCGAAUAUUACUGGCUAUGUCUUCUCAAGCUUUCGCACAACUGAACGGCAUUAACGUCAUUUCCUAUUAUGCACCGAGUGUAUUCGAAGAGGCCGGUUGGUUAGGACGUCAGGCUAUCCUGAUGGCCGGUAUCAACGCCAUCAUAUAUCUUCUGAGUACAAUUCCUACGUGGUACCUCGUUGACCGGUGGGGUCGUCGUCCAAUUCUUCUGUCCGGCGCUGUCGUGAUGGGCACCGCGCUGUGUGCCACCGGUUGGUGGAUGUAUAUCGACAUCCCGCAGACGCCGAACGCCGUCGUGGUCUGUGUCAUCAUCUACAACGCGUUCUUCGGAUACAGUUGGGGUCCCCUGCCCUGGUUGUACCCUCCCGAGAUCCUUCCCCUCACCGUGCGUGCAAAGGGGGUCAGCAUUUCGACUGCCACAAAUUGGGCGUUCAAUUUUUUGGUGGGAGAGGCGACGCCGUACCUGCAGGAGGUCAUCGAGUGGAGGCUCUACCCGAUGCACGGAUUUUUCUGCGCCUGCAGUUUCGUCUUGGUAUACUUCCUGUAUCCCGAAACCAUGGGAGUACCGCUCGAAGAGAUGGACGCUGUAUUUGGCGAAGACGCACGCGAGGAGGAAAUCGACAACCUCGAGUCCGAGCGAGCUUCCCUCGUCUCCGGCGCCAUCCCUACCAAUAGCCACCUCGCGAUCAACAACACCUCGUCCGGCAGGGACAGCUCGCCGUCGCAGAGAGGGUGGGUGAGCCGGCUUCUGCGCAAGGGCGACGGACGGGCGCCGUACCAGCCGAUCGCGGAUGGAGAAGAAUAGGAACUUGCGAGGUUGGAUGGCGGGAAAGACGGAGACGGAGAUGACGAGGGAGACGAGGGAGGAGGCGAACAGAGGCCCGGUAAAAGGCACCGUUACUCUUCUUCUUCGACUGCGUCGUCGGAUGAGCGAUAAUUAUUAAUUUGUGGGCGGGAAAGGAAAGGAACUCAUUAUUGCCACUAGCGAGAGAGAGAGAGUUGGAUGAAUUGAGUUGGCUUUUGGCCCCCCUGGAGUUGUCGUCGUUCGUGUCGCAGGUUCUCUCGUACUACGUCUCUGUCUCAUUUCCUCGCGUUCACACCUCGCAAUGUAGCCUGUACUUGUUCACUGUUCUGAUACGUCGCACGCAGCAUCUCUAGUAGUCGACAACCUUCAUCAUCUUAGCCUUCCUUGCUUUUUCAUGCUAAUUCCUUUUCGCCAACCCACACCACUGUCGUUGCUCGCCAUUUUCGUCUUCCAGUGUUUGUUAUACCCUGUCUGCUCUUAUAGCUCACUCUUUCCGUAAUGCCCUCUUCUUUCGUUUUCUUUCUCGAAUGCCCAUUUCUCGGCCUCAUCCAUCGAAUCAUCGAAUCAUCCGUUUUAUUUAUCUUUCUCUCUCUCUCAACUUGCCCCCUUGCCCCCUUGCCCACACGGCGUUGCCCAGACAUUUGUGCAUCUGAGUAGCUAGCGGUACUGUACCAUACCAAUGUUUUUUUCCUCCCUCCAACCAACUGCAACAAUCAUAACGAAAUGUUACAAAACAUGGUCCGCCUGCCUGCUUCCUUUUGUUUGAUUGAUGAUUCCCCGGAAAGAAUUUGGUCACAACCCCAGCCCCAGCUGCGACACGUCCGCGCUCAAUUCCCUCCCGAGCACCAUCUCCGCCAAAACAAGACCCGUCCCAAGACUCAACGAAAUCCCCCAAGGCCCAUGUCCCGCACAAACGAACACCUUCCCUCCACCCUCCCCAUCCACAUCCUCGUCUAAGGCCAACCCCGUCUCUUUCGCCCCAAGCGCACAUAACACCGGAACACCCCUCGGCGUAACCGGUCUAUGACAAAAUCCCUUCUGAAUCACCUCGAAGUCAAAGUUCGUUGCCUUCCCUUCCUCACCUUCCUCAUCGAGCAAUUUUUGAGCGGCCUGGAGGAGGAGCGCGAGUUCGGAGUCGAUGGGAUGGACGUCGGUGGCGAGAGGGGGGAUGGGGACGGAGGAGGUGUUGAGGCCGGCGAGGUAGAGGUCGUAGCCGUGUCCGUGGGGUGAGGAACGGCUGAAGAUUUCGGGGGAGAAGUUGAGGGAGGGAUAGGUCGUGAACACGGCGUGGACGCCUUCUUCUGCUGCUGCUGUUGCUGUUUGCGCUGAGGGGGGAGAGGUCCAGUGCGGAGAGCGGAGGACGAGGGAGUGUCCGGAUAGGGGCGUUAUGGGGAUCGAGGUGGAUGAAGUUGGGAAGAGAGUGCGGAAGAGGGAGGGAGUCCAGACGCCGGCGGUGAGGAGGAGGUGGGUAAAGGGGAGGGUGGUGGUGAGGCCGGUGGUGGAGGAGAGGAUGGUGAGGCCGGUGAGGGUGGUGGGGCUGGGCGAGGUGACGAGGGCGGUGGGUGUGGCGGGGUGGUGGAUUUGGAUGUUGCGGGUUGUGCAUUGUUUGAGGAGGAAUUGACAGAGUUGGAGCGGGUCUAGCUGAGCGGUCGACGUCCCGUCCGAGAUCUUCUCGACCUUAGCUUCAACCAACCCCCGUCCAACAGCCAACCACUUCGGCACCCCAGCCCCCUUCGCCGGUACCGCAUCCCCACUCGCCGUCAACGCCCUCGUCGUCCCCUGGUGCAACCAAUCCUCGCCCCUCUCCCCCGUCGAGGACGCAUGCACAUCCGCUAUGCUCAACCCCGUACUGGGACUAUAUGCCCACUGAUUCGCGCCGUCGUGCGCUGCGGCGAGGGACUUGUGGAGGUCGAAGGAGAGGGCACCGAGGGAGGAGAGGGCGGGCGAGAACCAGUCGCGCGCGAGGAAACCGGCUGCUUUGCCGGAGGCGGAGGCGAAGAGGGUGGGCGAGGUGUCGACGAGGUGGAUGGUGGUGUUGGGCGAGAGCUCGGAGAGGUAGUAGGCGGUUGAGAGGCCUAUGAUCCCUGCGCCGAGAAUGACGACCGAGUUGGUUUCUGAGGAGGACAUGUUUGUGUGCUGCUAAUAGAGAAGAGGAUGGGGGUACUGCAGUACCCCCCGGCCAUCAUACUUUAAACCAUUAUACUAGAGUUCAUGACUCGGACGAAGGACUGCCCUGGAUGAGGCAAGAUCGAUCCUAGAGCACACAAGUGACGGCUUGGAAGUACGUCCUGGAACGCCGUGAGUUCGCC
Molecule: messenger RNA, 3988 nt
Organism: Stereum hirsutum FP-91666 SS1
Lineage: Eukaryota; Fungi; Basidiomycota; Agaricomycetes; Russulales; Stereaceae
Product: general substrate transporter
Exons: 21
Coding region: 72-1679 (535 amino acids)
Biological process (GO): transmembrane transport; carbohydrate transport
Cellular component (GO): membrane
Molecular function (GO): carbohydrate:proton symporter activity
Source: RefSeq, a predicted model, not a curated record